GGCCAUUUUGUCUAGCCGGUAGGCAUAAAUGGGUUAAAAUACAAAUAAUAUUUUACACAGUGAUAAGAGAUACGUUUAUAAAAGCUGGCUGUCUCCUUUCAAACAGAAAACUAAUCAACAACUGCAAAAGUCGUUAAGACGUCAACCGACAGAGGAUCAUGAAAUUAACUUUGGUUGCAGCCAUCGCCUUUUUAACACCUUCAUGUUGUGAAGGGACUCGCCCCUACGGCAGGACUCUUACGUACAAUUGUCCUGUUAGAGACGGCCAUGUUGACUAUAGUCAGUUCAAUCCUGUUCACGAUGGACUCAGGGUUAACACCAUUACUAGUCUGGCCUUUCAGACCAAGGGUAAAAACGACGCCCACAUUCUCCUUCAGAAUAACAACAAUGACUUCGAAUACAAAGUGGUAGAGAUCGUCAUCGGUGGGUGGGGUAACACUCUGUCUGUCAUCAGAAACAAACAGCAAGGUGAAGCUUUGUGCAAAAAUGAGGGUCAUGUACUUUCUAGCUCCUCAUUGCAAUGGUUUUGGGUCUCAUGGAACGGCGGCUGUGUAAAGGUUGGCAAGGGCCCCAAUGUUGGCGGCUCUCAGAUCAUGCAGUGGUGUGGACUAAACUUCAGCAUUAACGGCAUCCGCUUCAGCUACGGCUUUGGCAGCGGAGGCACGUACUUAAUUCCUCUACCGGAAAACUCUCCGCCUCGUCACGACUCCUCCAAAACAUCCAAGUCAUCGAGGUACAGGCGUGAUACUGAAGAGAGCGAAGAGAGCGAAGACCGUCAAUAAGACAAUGUUACGAUUCAGAUAAUAAAACAAGAAGCAAGUUA
This is a messenger RNA of Dreissena polymorpha, 823 nucleotides long. RefSeq lists its product as uncharacterized. Lineage: Eukaryota; Metazoa; Mollusca; Bivalvia; Myida; Dreissenidae. The transcript is spliced from 7 exons. Bases 159 to 782 code for a protein of 207 amino acids. The record is from RefSeq and is a predicted model, not a curated record.